Condylura cristata (star-nosed mole) is the source of this 3772-nucleotide messenger RNA. RefSeq names its product transmembrane protein 127 (gene TMEM127). Gene Ontology annotation, biological process: negative regulation of cell population proliferation; negative regulation of TOR signaling. Bases 270 to 986 code for a protein of 238 amino acids. The transcript has 4 exons. Gene Ontology annotation, cellular component: membrane. Lineage: Eukaryota; Metazoa; Chordata; Mammalia; Eulipotyphla; Talpidae. The record is from RefSeq and is a predicted model, not a curated record.
UGGCAGAGGAGGAGGAGGAAGCCGGAAGUGGAGAGGGCCCGGGUAGGACCGGGCGUUGCGGGAUUGGGCCUGAGGUCUCUCGGCCCGGGGCUGCUGAGGAGCCGGUGGCUAGGCGGAGCAGCACCAUCCCGGCCCUGGGGCUUGCUGACUGGUGAGGAAAAGCGACAGCCUAGGGAGGCUCCUUUCUGUGCUCAGGCAGGGUCUGCACGCCCCGCAGAGGUCGGCGGCAGCCAGCAGCGACCGCGGAGCGACGGCGGGCGGCCCCGGGCAUGUACGCCCCGGGAGGCGCAGGGCUGCCCGGAGGGCGCCGGCGGAGGAGCCCGGGAGGCAGCGCUCUGCCCAAGCAGCCAGAGCGUAGUCUGGCCUCGGCCCUGCCGGGCGCCCUGUCCAUCACUGCGCUUUGCACGGCACUGGCAGAGCCUGCCUGGCUGCACAUCCACGGCGGCACCUGUUCCCGCCAGGAGCUGGGGGUCUCCGACGUGCUGGGCUACGUGCACCCGGACCUGCUGAAAGAUUUCUGCAUGAAUCCCCAAACAGUGCUGCUCCUGCGGGUCAUCGCUGCCUUCUGCUUCCUGGGCAUCCUGUGUAGUCUCUCCGCAUUCCUUCUGGAUGUCUUUGGGCCCAAGCACCCAGCCCUGAAGAUCACUCGUCGCUAUGCCUUUGCCCACAUCCUCACAGUUCUGCAGUGUGCCACUGUUAUUGGCUUUUCUUACUGGGCUUCCGAACUCAUCCUGGCCCAGCAGCAACAGCAUAAGAAGUACCAUGGUUCCCAGGUUUAUGUCACCUUUGCUGUUAGCUUCUACCUGGUGGCAGGAGCUGGUGGAGCCUCAAUCCUGGCCACAGCAGCCAACCUUCUGCGCCACUACCCCACGGAGGAAGAGGAGCAGGCUCUGGAGCUGCUCUCUGAGAUGGAGGAGAACGAGCCCUACCCAGCAGAAUAUGAGGUCAUCAACCAAUUCCAGCCACCUCCAGCCUACACACCCUAAUGCCGCCCUGGGCUUUCAUCCGCAGCAGUCACUCCCCACUCUGCAGCUCCUCUCACCCAGAGGCGCUCCCUCCCCCGCAGGCUGCACGGGUAGGAUCCUGACCAUCUUCACCAGUCCUUCCCCAGGAGAGACUCUGCCUUUAGGGUUGUUAGUAUAUCCUUGCUCUCGAAACCUGGGGUUCACCAAUUUUAUAUAAUGCACUGUUUCCCCUCCUGUCACCUUCUCCCUUCACAGUCUCUAGUCAUUACCAACCAGGGAGGGUCAUACAAGUGUUCUCUUUCACGGGCCAUAUCUUUGAGACGGGGGCUUUUCUUGAGGAGCUGCUGACAGACAGGAGGCGUGUCAGCAGGGCCCAAGGGAAGGAGUACUGUGCCCUGCAGACUAGCCUCAUGGGGGUCAACGUUUGUUCCACCGCUGUAGCUCUGGGCUGACACCCCACCCCCAUUCCUUCUUGGACUACAGUUACUCCUUUGAAUUCUCUGCACUUUAUAAAGUCUUCGGGCGUCCCAUCAGGUGUGAGCUGGUUUCACAGGGAGAAGGAGUUGCUGCCCUCGCCCUGCCCUCGCUUGAGUGGCUGGAGCCCCUGCAAGGAGAGCAGCACCUGGUGUGGGCCUGAGGCCUCCAGGACCCACAGAGGGUCAAGAAGGGAACUGAAUCUCCCCAGCCCCUUCACCUUUUAAAAUGUGGGUGGUUUUAAAAGAAGAAAUAACUAAGACACAGUAACAAAUUCUCUUUUUAAACUAGGGACAAGACUUGUUUAUUUUGUUUUUUCAGCUAUUUAUCCACUUCUUUUUGGCUAUGAGUUGUUUUAAGCCAUAGCUCCUUCCAGCCCGUGGUCAUUCCUCCCCGAAUCUCCCCCAGCAGAAUGCAGCCCUCCUCCCUUGCUCUCCUCUCAGUGACCCCAGCUCCUUGGGCCUUCCUGUGGAACCUGGAACCCCACCCCAGAGGGGCUGAGGUCUGUGGCCUGGCUGGCUGGCCAGCGUGGUGCUCCUCAGGACUGUGGCACUGAGAUGUAACCUGGCCUCCGUGCAGGAACUGAGGCCACAGCAGGGCAGGAAGCCCACCACUUUCCACAUAGGGACCACAACCAGUAGGGCCCCUUCACGUGAGGUGUCAAACUAACGGAUUUGGUUGUGUCCUUCAGAUUCAGUGCACCCCCUAGACUGUGACUUGGGGCAACAGCUUGCUGCAUGCCUCUCUCCCAUUCCUGAAUGUACUCUGGCCUUGCAGUGUGCUACUGGCUCUUUCUUGCCUAACUAUAACUCCACACAUGGCUCUGGUUGGGGCUGAAUUUUCUGCCCUGAGAUCUGGGGCACAAAGUGGAAGAAACUUGAGGGGCCUUCAGAGUGGAUCCAGUUAGCCAAGCUUCUUUGGAAUCAGGGUCCAGUGCUGAACUGAACUGAAAACAUAUGGACUCCCCACCUCCUCCCACAGGCAAUAAAGCAAGCCUAGAGAAUGGACACCACUGUUGAGUUGUGGCUAGAAAGGGACUGUCAUGUCCCUCAUCCUUCUGCCAGACUGCCUAGGGAUGUCUAGACAGAUGCAGUGUGGGUGGUGAGGACCAUGUCCGCACAUGAAGGAGUAUACUACCUGUAGUUCACUGUGAUGCCAAGUGUGACCUAUGGUGACUCUCACACUCUUCCAGACUCUUCUCUAAAGCAAGAAAGACUGCCGUAUAAUACCUGAGCACAAAGCCAAGGAGCUGAUUAAAUCGAAGCUUGUCUCUGUAAAGUUCACGUUUACCUUGGCAGUUUUUUGGAGUGUGACCAACUCUGACUGUGGAUGUCUGAGUGGGCAGACCAGGAGACCGGAUGCUGAACACGCAUGCCAAAGUGUCUGGUCACUUCAUGAGGACCCCGACAUGACCCUGUGGAUAGUUCCAUGCGAUUUGGAAUCCACUUUUUACUAGCUUCUCAUGUCUCUGGCCUUUCUCUUUUUCCCUGCCAUCCUGACACUAAUAGUUUGUCAUAUAAAUUCCCCUGGUUGUGUUUUUUUUUUUCUAGAAAAAAAUUAAAAAGCAAAAAAUCGGAAACCACAAUAAGAAUGUAAAUGCCAAAGUCUCCCUGUCAUUUUUUAGUCAGUUUCCCUGAUUUUCACUUAUUCCCUUCCUCUUACGAAGCAAGAGAAAUUGAAGUGUGUAAUUUUAAAAAGUUAGAAGGGCCAGGCAUGUGGCUACUCUCUACAAGACAGUUUGACCUAUGUGACCCUACCCUGGUCCUGACAACUUCCACAUCAGCCCAGAGCCAGGAGCACUAGAUGUACCCUGCCACAGUUCUCGGCUUCAGACCCUGAGCCCUUCUGGUGCACAUACUGGCUAGUUGCAGAUGAGAGGGCUGCUUCUGAACUCUUAACACUUGUCUUCCCAUGACCUGGCAGAAGAAACUGCACUCAAUUUUGAAACCAUAGACUUGAGCAGAGGACCUGGGGCCAGAACAAAGGGGAAAGCAGAAUCCCCAGGUUCAGGUGUUGCAAGAGGUCCACCUGAAGUAAAGGCUAGGGAUUCCUGUUUCACAAUUAAGAAUUUCUAUUACUAAAAGUUUGAUGUGGAAAGCUUAACUAUUACAGGGGGUUUCCUGAGACAAAGUUUCACUGGUCUCUGAGUUAAAGGAUUUAUCUUGGACUGGCCUGCUCACUUUGAGGGGGCAAACUGGGUGGUGGGAGCUUCCUAGGUGUUCAAGGAGAGCAGCUGCUGACAGAAAGUACCAUUCUGGUACAGUUUUUUUAUUUUAAAGAUUUAUUUGUUUAUGCUUACAAGAACUGAGAAACAGGCCAAGGAUGCAGUGGGG